Messenger RNA from Dufourea novaeangliae, 2436 nucleotides. RefSeq names its product heterogeneous nuclear ribonucleoprotein L (gene sm). Gene Ontology annotation, cellular component: nucleus. Gene Ontology annotation, molecular function: mRNA binding. The record is from RefSeq and is a predicted model, not a curated record. The coding region runs from base 195 to 1634 and encodes 479 amino acids. The transcript is spliced from 11 exons. NCBI's taxonomy places the organism in Eukaryota, Metazoa, Arthropoda, Insecta, Hymenoptera, Halictidae. Gene Ontology annotation, biological process: mRNA processing; regulation of RNA splicing.
CUAGCGCGUUUGUCUGUUCUCGUCGCGUUCGCGUCGUGUCCUACCGAUUAUUUUCUCCUUCCUCCCCCCCUCCCCCGCCCGCGCACGAGAUCGUCGACACGGUAGAGAGCCGCGCGGUAUACACACGGACGUGUCGUUAUAGCACCGAGUGUCCCGCUUUAAAAAGUAAUUCGCCCGGUGCCGAAACACCCAGGAUGGCGUUCAACGGAGACGGACCACACUCCAAAAGGCAGCGACUCGAGGAAUCCGGUCACAGGAAUCACGAGUAUGGCGGGUACGGAGACGAGCCCCGACGCAAAAGAGAAGACAAUAAUACACCAAAUCACGUUCUCCUCUUCACAAUAAUCAACCCAGUCUACCCCAUCACUGUGGAAGUGUUGCACACGAUCAGCGCGCCCAGCGGGCAAGUACGGCGUAUCGUUAUCUUCAAGAAAAACGGCGUCCAAGCCAUGGUGGAGUUCGACUCGGUGGAAUCAGCGACGAGAGCGAAGGAGACACUUCACGGAGCGGACAUAUACUCCGGUUGCUGCACACUGAAGAUCGACUUCGCGAAGCCCACGAAGCUGAACGUUUACAAAAACGACGCGGAAAGCUGGGAUUACACGACGCCGACACUGGGAUCGACUGCACACAAAAAUGACACGACCGGAAAUGGAAGGCCGGCUCCCCUUUUGGCGGAACCCAGAUACGGCGCCGCGCCCCAGCCAUACGGAUCCACGCCACAGGUAACUUUCCCACCGGGCGCCGGUCACGACCGUUACGAGGAGAAUUUCAAUGGACCGGCAACGUAUGCGGAGCCGUACGUCGAGCGUUACGGUAUUAAGAGUGACUUCAGCGGUCGAGAGCCCCUACAUCCCACGCCGCCCCGGCCCGGUUACGUACCCACCCUAGGACAGACGCCACCGUCAAGUGCGCAGGGCUCCGUGAUGAUGGUGUACGGCCUGCAGCCGGAUAAGGUCAACACUGACAAGCUCUUCAACCUGUUCUGCCUGUACGGAAACGUGACAAAGGUCAAGUUCUUGAAGACGAAAGAGGGAUGCGCGAUGAUCCAGAUGGGCGACAGCAUAGCCGUGGAACGGUGUUUACAGAAUCUGAACAACGUCACGAUCGGCACGGACGGCAGGUUGCAGCUGGGAUUCUCGAAACAGGCUUUCCUCUCAGACGUCACCAACCCUUACAUUCUGCCCGACAAGACUGCGAGUUUCAAGGAUUUCACGGGAAGCAAGAAUAACAGGUUCCUAAACCCAGCGAUGGCCAAUAAGAAUAGAAUACAACCACCAUCGAAGAUAGUCCAUUUUUUCAACACUCCCCCGGAUUUAACCGAGGAGACCGUACACCGUGUCUUCGUCGAACGCGGCAUCGAGGCGCCGACGACGGUGAAACUGUUCCCCUUAAAAUCGGAACGAUCGUCGUCUGGCCUUAUCGAGUUCAGCAGCGUCGGUAUCGCGGUAGCUGCCAUCAUGGAAUGUAAUCACACAGCGCUCGAAAACAGCAAUGGCAAGUUCCCGUACAUCAUGAAGCUGUGCUUCUCGUCGUCCCGCACCAUACCGACCAGCUUCCCGCCGAGCAGCGGCAGCCAGUCGAGCAAUUCCGCCGGUAAUGGCCACGCCAAAAUGCAGCAGGACUCGGAAUAGAACGGCGAGGUCCAGGGCCAGCAGCGUCAGCGUCAGCGCCAGCGUCCCUCUCUCGCCCUGCACCCGUUGUGUGCCCCGACGGGGACGGCCCUGCACCCAGCCGCAGCGAUUACACUGUCACCGGUUCUACCGCCGCCUGUGCCGCCGCCCUUGCCGCCCGCCUGCGUCCUGAUAGCCACGCCGACACUCUAUCCGACCGUGCCGCCGCCGCCACCGCCUCCGUUGCCCACGUUCUGGCCGUACUGAGUUGAAUCCAGGGAGGAGAAACACAGCGGGCCUAGACGGUGAACAACGACGAGCCGUGUAAACGACGACUUAUCUUGUCACCGUCAUAAAUCUUGCUCCUCCCCGUAGCAUCCAAGCCGCAACGGAUUGGAUCAUCAUCGGACCCCAUGUCACUGGUAAUAUCCAUGACGGUAUGGUCCGUGGACGGGAUAAUUUAGGGGGUUCCGAUUCAAGGGUCGGAGGACCGACGACGCGACGGAGCUUAUUAUUUGUUCGCGUAAGUCGAGGACCAGAAGAAACCGAGAAACGUCUGACGCGCGGUUUGCUCGAAGAGAGAGACACGUCCAGGGAGGAUAUCGUCGCCGUCCACGGGGACGACGAUGAUAUUACACUCUCCUGAUCGUCAACAGGGUUGGGAAGGGAACACCAGUGCAUCCAUGGGUAGACUGCUCGUAAGAAGAAGAAGAAGAAGAAGAAGGUCAUCGAGGAUCGUCCGCUAGCCCGAGUGGAAGUGUGUCCUGGCGAAAAUCGAGAGGCAGCGAUGUUUCUGAUUAUAUACAACACACACACACACACU